Acanthaster planci (crown-of-thorns starfish) is the source of this 2166-nucleotide messenger RNA. Its product is annotated as cytochrome b5 domain-containing protein 1-like. The record is from RefSeq and is a predicted model, not a curated record. NCBI's taxonomy places the organism in Eukaryota, Metazoa, Echinodermata, Asteroidea, Valvatida, Acanthasteridae.
UCGUAGCAACUUCCUUGGCAACAGAAGCCGUGUCGUGAACACUUUUCAGAUUUCCUGUAUUUGUCCUCCAUAAUGCGUCCGAAAUAUUACACUCCGAAUGAGGUUUCAGUGCACAAUACAUUAAAGGAUCUUUGGGUGUCAUUCUUAGGAAAGGUGUAUGAUUUAACUCCACUUUGUGAUGAUUACGCGGGUGACGUACUCUUGAAACCAGUCAUAGCCUCAGCUGGCAAAGACAUUUCACACUGGUUUGAUAAGAAAACAAAAGAGAUUCGCACUCAUGUGGACCCAGUAACAGGCUGUGUGUUUCCGUACACUCCCCAUGGGCGCUUUGUCCACAUCCCCCCGCCUUGUCCUCGGACCGACUGGACCAAUGACUUUGGCCGGCCGUGGUGGAAGAAUGACAGCUUCUGCAUUGGAAUCCUGUCGGCAAAGACUCGCUUCAUCAAGAUCAUUAACACACUGACAUCACAAGAACACAUCAUUGAGGUUUGCUCGGAAGAGAUUAUGUCAGAGAUUCUGGAUCGAUAUCUCAAGUGGAACCAGCAUGCAGCCAGCUACACCUGGAAGUACAACGGUGUCAACCUGGACAUGGGCAAGACACUGGAGCAGAAUGGGGUCGCAGACGAGGAUGAGGAGUUCUACAAGCUCAGCAUGAACGACGACGAGUUCCUGCCGGCCAUCCACCUGUACUUCAACGACGACCUCACUGAGGCGUAAAAAGGAUGUGUGGGGGCUGAACAUACAUCACAAGUCCCUUCGAGUCCAUUACAAAUCCAUCAUUACAAGGUCCUCUCAUCUCAGGUCAAGUUGUUCAGCCGACCUUUUAGCAGCAGCAUUCCAUUGGCCCUGCUCCUUGUUACUGGUCCUGUGAAAGAUCUUGCGACUGGGCUUAUGAUAGGACUUACAUGACUGCAACACUCAAAUGUUACACUUUGGCAUGGAGUUGGGGGGUCUAGGAAUCCAGUUGUUUGGAGGGGGCUAGAUUCCAGCCAGAUGGGUACAUUGGCAUCUUUGGGGCACCUCGUUGGACUAAAACUUUUGCAACCGGGAUGCCCUGUUUUCAAUGUUAUGCAAGUGUAGUAAUCCAAUCUUUCACGCUCUUCCUUUGAUCUGGGAAGGGUGGAACACAAGGAGUUGCGAAAAUAUUAAGUUUACAAGCACAGCAUGAAUUGACAAACUUAUCAAGGUAACUAUAGCGAUUGAUAAUACAGAGAGGCUUCAAAUGGUGUAAAUCCUGUGUUACUUUUAUCAGUUGGGAGAAGUCAACAUGUCCUUAUAGACGUCUAGGGUAUGCAUUCCCCUUCAUAUAGCAAGGACUCUGCAGUGGUUUUUAUGUGGUUUUCAAAUGUGCACAGUUUGAGCCACAGUUGUUUCUGUGGUUCUUAAUUGACUUCCAACUGCAUUUGUGUUGUUCUGGAUGUAAAGGCUGGGGGAUUUACUUCAGAAAAAUGUAUGAAAAAAGAUAAAUUUGGGGUAAAAAAGUGGCCUUUUGAGCUUAAUUGCUCUGUGACACAUCUAAAGUGUGAAUCAGUCCUUACCACAUGUACCAUGUAUGUACUUCAGUGAUAACUUUGUCCAUUAUACUACAUGUAUCACGCUGGUGGAGUAGAACGUCAUACAUGUGCUGAAUUGCCAGUAAUCAAGUUAGUAUUCAUAACUCUCUGACUGUCCUCAAGUUUUAAAGUGAACCUUCCCUGGUGACUGCACUCAUUCUUGCAUGUCAUGUUACAUGUACCGGUAAGUAGUGGGGGUCAGGGUACGGAGAAAGUUGGACUUAACUGGAUAGACCACAAAAUCUAACAACAAGACAGCAAGCUCGGAUAUCACUGAACUGACAGUAAGGGAACAAACUGGGCACCUUCUGAGUGGAGGUUUUAAUUUUUUUUUCUUUUACAAAUGUUCAGAUGUUUAAAUGUCAUUUGGAAACUUGCGAGGAUAUCCAAGGGGCCUAGUUUAGUGGUUGCGACUUCCUUCUGUGCUUUCAAUAAAAAUGCCUUGUUACUCCAGUGUUUUAAAUGGGCCAUUUCUAACAGAUUUGAUGUACAUACAUGUAGUUGUACAAGCAGUCUAAGCAGAUAUACAGUUGAUAUUGCAACCGUUACACACUUUGUAAAUGUCACAUUUUUGUAAAUAUCUUUGCUGUAUUAAAAUUUGUGUUCACAGUUA